Molecule: messenger RNA, 888 nt
Organism: Beta vulgaris subsp. vulgaris (sugar beet)
Lineage: Eukaryota; Viridiplantae; Streptophyta; Magnoliopsida; Caryophyllales; Amaranthaceae
Exons: 1
Coding region: 1-888 (295 amino acids)
Source: RefSeq, a predicted model, not a curated record
AUGAAGAUCAAGAAUGAUACAAGAUAUCAAGUUAUUGGCAACUGUAAUGGCUUACUUUUGCGGAAAGUUUGUAGCAAAUUAAGUACUACGUUAUUUCUUUGGAACCCUUCUAUUAGAAAAUCUAUCAUGCUUAAUGAUCAUUCAAUUUCUGGCUAUGAUUGUUUCAUCUUUGGAUAUGUGGUUUCGAGUAACGAUUACAAAGUGUUCGCUUUCGAGUUUAAUUGUGGAGAAAAAUCCAUGUACAUUGCAGUUUACUCACUUAAUGAUCAUCUUUGGAGUGAAAAGAUUGUUAUGAUGAAUUUUCCGGCUAUGUUUACAAGAUGUAUGAUUUUUCAAUCUUGUUACUAUUGUUACUUUGAUGGAGCUGCACAUUGGAUUGUUUCGGAUAGAGAAGGAGGAGAACUCGAUUAUGCUGCAAAUUUCACCCAUGUACUUUCCUUCAAUUUUGGUGCUGAAAAAUUUAGCUAUGUGAUGUUGCCACAAGUUGAUGAUGAGAUCAUGUUAAAAUUUCUGUUUGUACUUGGAAAAUCGUUAGCCAUCUUUGGUAUCUCCUCUACUAAUACCUGCAUUUGGGUUAUGAGAACAGACAGUGGAGACGACGAAGAUGACAACCCAUGGAGUUUAUGGUUUUCAGGAGAGUCUAGUUGGGAAGUCUACAACUUCUUCAGACACUCAUAUAAAGUUAAGAUUUUUUAUGGUGAGAAUGCUGGUACUUUCAUUGUAGUACCACAUGCCCGGUGUUUCAGUGAACCAAUGUCUUAUAACAUUAGAACUCAUCAACUACAGCGUCUCAGAACAUGCUAUGAUCAUUGCUGGAGCAUAGAAUAUGUAGACACUUAUGUGGAGAGCUUGGUUUUGUGUAGAGAACGCCAAAAGCCUCGUCUUUGA